AACGGCGAGCAUUGUCAGCUGAGCGUACGCUUCGACGACCAAUGCGUUCUCAUCCCUAAGCAUCCUCACCGUCACCGCCUACCAAGGAUAGUGACAAAGUCUUAUUCUCUGCCGUUAUGGAAGAGGCGUCCGUCGAACUCGGGCGGGCCGUCGUCGUCUCCAGAAACAGACGCCUUUGUACCAGAAGACAGUCAUGUCGUCCUGCGAGUUCCGAUUCCUAGUUUCUCUAGUAAAGCGCAAUCUCCUGCUUGUACUCGUAAUUCAGACCCUAAGCCGCUCUCCCCUUGUCUGGUCCAUCGUUCCCCAUCUGGUAUUUCUGCCAUCUCACAGGCAGCCCCCGGGUCUCCCCAGAGUCCACGGCGCCCAAGACGCACAGCGUCCUUGUCGCCUUCUCGUUCGGAUCUCGUCACCAUUCCGCUGCGACCAUGCUGCGCGGGGUGUGAAGCCGUGACGGAGGCGUGUUUGUCGCAGGGAGAGACUUGGACUGAACACUUCUCUCGGUCUGCACGCAGACGGCGCUCGCUCAGCACAGAUGAGGGACCGCGGACCAUCACAGUCGAAGGGAGCAUCGCUGCUACAUCCUUUGGGCUUGGUCGUGGUCACCCGAUUAGCGUGGAUGAGGUUGAUAAGCGUCGGCGGUCGAGCGACUCGGUGGUGACGGCGUCAAUAUGGUUGAAUGAGGAGGGAAAGAAUGUCAUGGUUAAUAUGCAGCGCCCGUCAUCGCCAUCGCGCAUACCGAACUUGGCUGUUCCUUCUACUCCUCGGAUACCGGAGGAAGAUGAUGCUGAAGACGAUGAAGACCAACUCUUCCCUCUCCCGUCGCCUCGUCGGUCGCCUGGGGCAUCUCCCGCACCCAGCCCAUCUCCUUCUGCAUCAUGCAUCGGGAUUUGUAGGCCGAGUGGGAGCCCAGUGCCGUCAAAUUCCUCAUUGGUCAGCUUAGGCACAAAGAUGAAUAAAGACCCGUUCCUUGCACCUGUUUCAAGGUCGUCUUCGUCUCUUUCGCUUGCAAAGACAACCGAGUCCGAUGAAAAUGUAUCACGUGCACCAUCGCCUCAAGUUCUUGCCACGGCGACCUCGAUCUCCGCACGCUCUUUCAGCCAGUCCCCAUCGCCGCAGACUUCGUGCGUUCCCCCGGUUUCAACACCAUCGUCUACUUGGACAGAGGAGCUUGGUGCAGGUGCAGAUAGAGGGCAGCCACCACUCACUGUUCCCUCCUCUGCCUCGUCCCUGUCCACUUCUCUCCCCACGUCAAAUGGUUUCCGAUCACAUAAUUCUGCACAUUCGCUCGUUCACUUACCAUCCACCUCGCCGAACCUCUCGACUUCCCUGCCUAAAAAACGUCAUGGCUCAUUGUCAUUGGCUCGCCCCCGGCAUAUUAUUGCCGAUGUCCUUCGUGGGGUGGGUGCAGUAGGAAGUGGGGCUAGUGGUGUCGGGGUUCGUGUAUAG
This is a messenger RNA of Suillus plorans, 1446 nucleotides long. RefSeq lists its product as uncharacterized. The annotation marks the transcript as partial. The transcript is spliced from 2 exons. NCBI's taxonomy places the organism in Eukaryota, Fungi, Basidiomycota, Agaricomycetes, Boletales, Suillaceae. The record is from RefSeq and is a predicted model, not a curated record.